AUGCUUUCCCUCCGUGCAUUCACCCGUGCCGCGCCUCGUGCGUUCGCACGCUCCUAUUCUGUCGCCGCUCGCCCUACCACUGCCCGCCUCGCAACUACCUUCCAGCGACCCUCAUUGCUCCAGAAGCCCUUCGUCAGAUGCCAAUAUCCAGCAUUCUCUACAGCUAGAACUCUGCGCGAACCUGCUGGUGAAGUUGACAUCGAGCUUAGCGAAAAACUAGCCGAUGAACUCAGCCACGAACAGAGUUCUGGAGAAUUGGAAGAACCUGCUGCCGCUAUCAAGGCCUUCCUUGCGAACAGCUCUUGGGAGGUCAAGGAUGUUGCUGGAGAGCAAGAAGUUGUUUUGACUCGCAAAUUUGGCAAUGAAAAAAUCCGCGCUACUUUCACCGUCUCCGACCUCCAGAACGUCGCCGAGGAUGAAUUCGAUGGCCUUUCAGAGAGCGACUACGAAAACAUAAACCAAGGCCAGUCCGGCGAACACAUCUCUACCCGCCCCGAAGACAGUAUCGCCUCCUCCGACCGUGACUUUGAUGGAGAGAUCCCCGGAUUCCCCGUCCGCGUCAACAUCACCAUCGAAAAGCCUGGCAACGGCGCUCUCCUCAUCCAAACUACCGCUUCAGACGGCAUGUUUGAGAUCCACGAAGUUUCUCAUUUCGACAAGGCCGAUCUUGCUGAGGCUGAGACUGCUGAGAAGGACUGGCACCGUCAGAGCCUUUACAGCGGCCCUGCUUAUGGAAACCUUGAUGAGGAUCUUCAGACUCUCUUUGACCGUUACUUGGAGGAGCGUGGCUUCAAUGCCGAGUUGGCCAACAUUAUUCCUGACUAUAUCACCGUCAAGGAGCAGAAGGAAUACACCCGCUGGCUUGAGACUGUCAAGAAGUUCGUCUCUGUUUAA
Talaromyces marneffei is the source of this 894-nucleotide messenger RNA. RefSeq lists its product as uncharacterized. The transcript has 5 exons. The record is from RefSeq and is a predicted model, not a curated record. Lineage: Eukaryota; Fungi; Ascomycota; Eurotiomycetes; Eurotiales; Trichocomaceae. Gene Ontology annotation, biological process: cytosolic ribosome assembly. Gene Ontology annotation, cellular component: mitochondrial matrix. Bases 1 to 894 code for a protein of 297 amino acids.